Papilio xuthus (Asian swallowtail) is the source of this 5218-nucleotide messenger RNA. It is a transcript of the gene Tmf, whose product is annotated as TATA element modulatory factor. Bases 338 to 3847 code for a protein of 1169 amino acids. Gene Ontology annotation, cellular component: endoplasmic reticulum; Golgi apparatus. The transcript is spliced from 10 exons. NCBI's taxonomy places the organism in Eukaryota, Metazoa, Arthropoda, Insecta, Lepidoptera, Papilionidae. The record is from RefSeq and is a predicted model, not a curated record.
CAAAGUCGGUCGUACGAAUACAGAUAUGAUCGUUGUUUAAUAAUUUUAUAAUAAGCCAAAGUGAAAUAUUAAGGCAAACUACUUUAUAGAACCAUAAUAAUUUAAACAGUUGUUAUCCCUCAUCUGUUUAUUGUGUCACUGUUUGGCAAGUGCAGAAACUUGAUAAAUUGCAUAGAACAUAAACACAAAAUGAAUGUAAAAUGUAAACGUCAUUUAAUUGUGCUAAAGUGUAUGUUGUUGUGAUUACGUUUCCAACAACAUUCAGUGAUUCUAAAAUGUUAUGAUUACGUGAUAUGAAUAUAUUUGUGUAUAUUGUUUUAUCUAAUGUGUAAUCAAGAUGAAUUGGUUCGAUACUUCAGGAUUGACAAGUUUAGCUAAAACUGCACUCAAAGAGGCCCAGAAAACCAUCGAUAAAGCAUUAGACAUCACUGAUGAAAGUAGCGAGGAGCCCGAUGAUGAACCCGUUCCCAUUAAGCCGACGAAAUCGUUGAGUAGCGGCAAUACCCCUCAAAAAGACAGCUCCGAUUUCUUUUCUUCAUGGGGUCUAACUGUUAGUGCCGAAAGCUCAAAAGAUCCGAUAAAGGAACAGCCGGUGGUCACCGAGAGCCCUUCUAAGUCGAACUCUCAAAGCUUGUGGGGGUCUUUUGCAGGUUCGUUUUUUGAGCAACAACAACAACAAAAGGCAUCCGAAAAUGAAUCUGCUAUUGUCCGACCACCUAAGGCUAAAUCAAUGACUGUGAUUGCUGACAGUAAAUACGACAGCCAAGAUGAUCUGUUUUCCAGAAGUCAGCUAGUUAUGUCCGAUGGUGCAGAUUGCUUGGAUACAAAGAAAGAUGAUUUAAUUUCUAAAUUUGAUAACAGGCGGAACUCCUCUUUAUCUCACAGACUCUCCCUUGUCUCUAGUAGAAAUAGCUCGGACUCUGUUGAGGUAUUAUCACACAGCCUAAAAACAACUCCCGACUCUGAAGUUUCUGUGCACACAAUUUCAAAUAGUAGCAGCGCAGGCCAAAAACAAACAUCCGAGUCAGUAGAAAUAUUGCCAGAUAGUCUCAUUAGCCCUAGUUCUAUAGAAUGCCUUGGUUUUGAUAGCUAUGCAAGUGAUAAAAAUAGUAGCACAUCUUCCAAUCUAUCACCGGGUGACCUAUCAGAUAAAAAGUCAACACCAAUCGGUGAAGCUACAGAGAAAGCAGAGACGGCUGACAGUGUGAGCUUGGUUGCUGAUGAUGAUGAAGAUACUAUGUCAUACAACUCCAUCUCAGAAUGUACAGCCCCUACUGUCCUGGACACAGAUGAAAAACCUAUCAGCCCUUUUCCUAAACCAAAAAAUGAUACACAUAAAAAAGUUACAGACAAGGACCCAACCCAUCUGGAGCACCCAAUAUUAUCUCAAAAGAUGCAAAUUAGUGAGAACUCAUCCAAUGAUGGAUCCUGGUCUGACAGGACAUUAAACGCUGACAAUGAUAGUGUUAUUCUAGAAGCCACAGAAGACAAUAACAAAGAAGUAGACCAUGAGGAUUCACUGAUGGAAAAAUUGAGUGAUUCCUCAUCAUUUUACAAUGUCAAUGUUACCACAGAUUUACUAAGAUCAGAAAGCUCAACAUUCGUUAAUAUUGAGAAGCAACAAUCCAGUGCUCCGGGCAGCAGCGAAUCUUCACAAAAAGAGAGCAUCAAAGAACGAACAUCCCCCAUCAGUUCCGACAGCAAAAGUGAUUUAGUAAAAAUUGGAUCUGACCGUACAUCAGGUCAUACAUCUGGAGACGAAGUGGAGACAGCCACGUCAUCCGACAUUGAAAUUAUACCAAGCCCAAAUGGUGAUAAUGGACACAGUUUUUGCAGAAGUAGCCCAGGAAAAUAUAACUUUAAGCAAGGCAAGUUUGAUGGCACAACAUCUCCCAAUCUGGUGGAUUUAGUAUUGGGAAAAUCUCUGGCCACAAAAAUACGUGGACACACCAGAGAACUUUCGGAGACAUCUGUUCAAAGCAACACAAGCGAUGAAAGCCAAGGCUCGGAAAAUGAUCGUCUGAUGCGGAGACUAUGUGAAAUGGCAGAGAUUUUAGAUGCGAGGGAAAGCAGGCUAAUGGAAGUAAGUAGAAGUAAUGCUGAACUGAUCGAAAGCAACACGAAUCUGAAGAGUCAGAUGGAGUCACUGCUGGCAAAGCAUGAUGCAGGCGACAUCAAUUUGAUCACAGAAGAUUAUACACAAAGGAUGUCGGCACUAGAAAAAAAAUUUCAGCAGGCCAUUAGAGAAAAGGACCAGCUACGUAAGGAGUUAGACAAGCUGAAGACGGAGGCGACGCGCAAGGGUUCCUCUGAGCUGGAGGAGGGCAUCAAGGAGCGGGACGAGGUGAUCGCGCAGCUGCAGGAGGAGGGCGAGCAGCUAUCGCGCCAGCAGCUGCAUCACUCCAACAUCAUCAAGAAGCUGCGCGCCAAGGACAAGGACAAUGAACAGGUCAUCAAAGGCUUGAGGGACAAGAUUGCGGAGCUUUCGUCGGAGCUGGACCGCGCGAAGCGUGCGGCGGCCGCCAAGGAGGAGCUGGAAGUGAGCCAGAUCGAGGCAGUGUACCGGCUCACCACCGCCAAUAAGAAAAUGGAAACCGAACUCGUUGAGACUCGGAGCGCGCUGGAGGACACGCUGGAGCGGCUGGAGAGCGCGCGCACCUCGCUGGAGGGCGCGCGCCGCGAGCUGGCGGAGCUGCGACACGCGGCCGCGGAGGCCGAGCGCGCCCGCACCGCCGCGCACGACGCGCACGAGCACUGCCAGCGCGCGCAGCACGAGGCCGACACGCUGCGCGCCCAGCUGCACCAGCUGCGCCUCGACCGCACCAAGGAGGAGCAGCGCUGGAGGGCGCGCGAGGAGGCGCUGCGGCAGGAGGCGGCGGAGGCGCGCGAGGUGGCGGCGGGGGGCGCGGCGGGCGGGGCGGCGGCGGGCGAGGGCGCGGGGCAGGGGCAGGGGGCCGGGGCGCUGCUGGCCCAGCUGGCCGCGCUGCAGCGCUCCGCACUGGAGCGGGAGCGGGCGCACAGCGCGGCCGCCGCCGCCAGGCAGAGGCUCCUCGAGGAGGCGCAGACUGGGGCGGCGAAGGCGGGCGAGCGCGAGCGGCUGGCGCGCGAGGAGGCGGCCGGGCUGCGCGCGCGGCUGCCGGCCGCCGAGGAGCAGCUGGAGGCGGCGCGCGCGCAGCACCGGGAGCUGUCCGAGCACUGCCAGCGCGCGCUGCACGCCCAGCGGCGCGCCGAGCUGGACCUCGCGGACAAGGCGGAGGAGCUGGGGCGCGUGCGUGCGGAGUGCGAGGCUAGCGAGGCGGCGCUGCGGGAGCGGCUGCAGCAGCUGGAGACGCAGCUGCAGACCGCGCGCCUCCAGCUCGACACCGAGCGCAAGCGCUCCGAGAUCCUGCAGGAGCAGGCGGCGCGCGGGGACGUGUCGCCGCCGCACUCGCUGGCCUCCGACACGCUCUCCGCCUCGCUCUGGCCGACGGAGGAGUGCGGGCGGUCGUCGCCCGUGUCAGUGGGAGGUGCGGGUGGUGCGGGAGGUGCGGUGUCGGCGCUGUGCGUGGAGGACGCGCUGGCGGCGGUGUCGCGGCGCGAGGGGUCGGCGCGGGCGAUGGCGGGCACGCUGGCUGCGCUGCGCACGGAGCGCACGGCGCUGCGCAACCAGCUCGCCGAGCUGCACGCUCAGCUGCAGGACCAUCAGAGCCUGCAGGAGCAGUACGACGCGCUGCUGCAGAUGUACGGGGAGAAGGAGGAGCAGCUGGCGGAGCUGCGCCUGGACCUGCAGGACGUCACGCACCUCUACAAGGCGCAGCUGGACGAGCUGGUGACGCUGCGCGGCCAGCAGCAGCAGCAGCAGCGGUAGCCCGACCCCCCACCACAUUGCUACACAGUGGCACUGCUCAUCUGUUUGUCUAAAAUGCUGAGCUUUCCCUGCAAUAGAAUAUCAACAGUAGAUAUUAAACCUUUGUCAGUUUGAGAGAGUUUUGUUCGCACAGUUGUUGACUAAUAUGAGUAAAUACUUGUCGUUAUAUCACUUUGACUUUUUCACUUAAAUAAAUAAUGUAUUAAAAAGAGGGAUAACAAUAUCAUCUCGCGCUUCAAAUUCUCGUAACAGCAACAUUGCAGAGUGAUGCUGGUGCGUACCAGAUUGAAUUGAAACAUAUAAACCUGUAGCUAUCACUUGCCACUUUAUGUUUGAAGAUACAUAUAUAAUAUCUUCGCGUGAUUUACAUUUGUGUGAUGGCAUUACAAAAGUGUUAUGUAUCACAACUUGUGAAUAGCUUUUAUUGUGAUUUGCAAAAAACUAAUGUGUAGAUUGAACAUAACAUCAACUACAUAAAGAUUAUAAAUAAUUUAUGUGAAUUUAAAAAUAUUUCAGUUAAAUUUGAUUGUUAAAUGGUUAUUUGGUCAAUUGUAUGUUGAGGUGUCUGAAGUGAGGUGCGGCUGAGAGCGCGGUGUGAGCGAGACGGAUGUAUACGUGACAUGUACAGGUGCGACAGAGACGGAAACUGGAGAUCGGUUACAACUAACUUCAGACUCGUGCAAAAUACAUUUUCUUAUGUUUGUUGUUUGUUAAAAGUUUUAAAUACAAAAUAUUAUAAUGUUUGUCCCUUUUAUUGAUUCAAUUGAAUAAUAUUAUUUGUAUUUACUCCUGGUGAAGCUCAGAAUAUGCGCGUUUACUGCUUAGUUAAUAAUAAUAAUAAUAAUAUUGUUUAUGCAAUAAAAUAGUAUUAAAAUAUUGUUGGGUAGACAGAAGCUGUGAAAGUGAAACGAAGACGUUUAGUUUAUUUAAUUUGUAUUAAUUUGUUUAAAUGAAGAAAUUAAAAAAUAUGACUGUAUCUAUUUAGUUAAAUGUUACAAAUAAUUAUGAAUCUGUACAUUUAUGAAUAUAAUUUUAAAAUUUAUCUAAAUCUUGAAAUAUUGUCAGCUAGUCUCCAAAUGUUAUACACAAAUUAUAUGUAUAUUGAAACAUCAUCGGUUCUAUUUAUUUACCGCAUGUUUCUGAGAGCAACAUCUCUGUAUCAUAUCGUUAUCUCUGUUAUUAUAUUUGACGAAACAGAGAUAGCAAUAUGUUGUGGAGGGGGGUUUUUGUCAGUCAGAAAGUGACGGUGAGUGAGGUGCGAGAUGAAGGUAAUUCGUCGCCACUUUACGGUGAUACGAAUUAUAUAUAUUAUGUAUGUAUAAAUAAUAUUUAAUGUAAAUGGCGAAGCGCCUCCACUUAUUUAUGUAAAUA